Messenger RNA from Danaus plexippus (monarch butterfly), 4302 nucleotides. RefSeq lists its product as uncharacterized. Gene Ontology annotation, cellular component: cytoplasmic microtubule; cilium. Lineage: Eukaryota; Metazoa; Arthropoda; Insecta; Lepidoptera; Nymphalidae. The record is from RefSeq and is a predicted model, not a curated record. The coding region runs from base 117 to 3554 and encodes 1145 amino acids. Gene Ontology annotation, biological process: microtubule cytoskeleton organization. The transcript is spliced from 9 exons. Gene Ontology annotation, molecular function: microtubule binding.
UUUUUAUAAUAAGCGCGGUCAGAUACAACGCUAUGUGUGUAUUCAUCGAUUGGUCAGGGGUGGCGUGUCUGAGCGAUCAUUAACCCAGUUGUGAGUCGGCGGCGCGGCAGUACACCAUGCAACUACCGGAACAGCCGCCGCCUCCACUCGCUCCUCUAUGGGACCGAGUGUUAAGAGCCCGAGCGUUACCCCCAGAUCUAGACGUACAACUCCUGUAUAUAGCUAUUAAAGACCGCCUGUCUCAUCCCGAGUGGGAGGUUCGAUUGCACGCGCUUCGAGUCCUCGCCGAUUUAUUACCUUUAUCUGGAAACGCGUUAUCAUUCCCGUUCGACCAAGUCAUUGAUAACUUGGGUCAUCCCUCUCCUAAUGUAAGGAAAGCAGCGUUGGAUGCGCUCAAAGUUUUCUGUUCGCAUUGCGAGGACCCAGAAUGCGCCGCUCGAGCGAUAAUAGAUAAGUUUUCCUACAAUAACAUAAGACCGUAUUCGACUGAUUUUGAUACCAAAAUGAAUAUUGUUACCGGUUUGAUAUUAUCAAUACCGUCUGUUAUAAGCAUACUGUAUAGAAGACAACCAAAUUUAGACCUAUUUCCAAUAUUACAAAUAGUAGGGGAAAAACUUUUUGAUAGUUUACAUAAGGAUGCUGCUCUCAGAUCAUUGAUGAAAUUACGAAGGAUAUGUGACCAACGACAGCAUCUGGCACUAUUUUCGCAAUUAGACUCAAGAAUCCAAGAGAGGUUUAAUUAUUUAUGUGCUAAUUAUGAUGAAGAUUCAGAAGAUGUUUAUUAUCCCACAAGAAAAAGCAACCAGCCUUUUGUUCACUUAAAUAGGAUUUUCAACAAUCCCCAUACGAGUCCCAUAUAUCUUUCAACAGACUCAGCAUCAGAUGAUUCCUAUAGAAUACCCUUCCAAAAAAACAAUUAUGCUAAAGUGAUAAUAGAAACGGAAAUCAAAUUUAAUUCGGAUACGGCUAUCACAAUGACAGUCUUAGAACAAAAUGAUACAGGGCUCGAUAAAAAUACAGCCAGUGAAGAUGACUCUGACAGUUCUGAUCGCGUAAUGUUAAGGUACAGUGACGAAGACUCGGAAGAAGAUUCUGAUGUUGUUAUAAAAAAAGUGCGUUUUGGUGGUGAGAGUAUCAAAAUCAGGACUCCAGACAGUGACAACUUAAUUAACAGCGAAGAAGACAUCAAUCACAAUAUAACAGGAAAUGCAUCAAGUAAACCAAACAUAGAAAAGCAAAAGCCAGAGGCGGCUAUAAAUAAUAAAACGAGUGAUAUACAAGAACGAAAAGAUCGCAUGAAUUCCAAGAGAAGUGGUAUCCCACUACCGGUUAUAUCUAAUAAAUCACAAAAGAAAAACACACAAAACAAUAGAGUUAAGGAGAAAUCUAAAUCCCUCAGUGAAUUGUAUGACUAUUUUAGCAACAAAAAUGGUUUGGAUGGUAAAGUAAAAGAAAAAUCAGGUUUCGCAUUAACCUUGACGGAAGUUAGAUCUCCAGAGAAAUUGCAAAGUCCAGUUGAGACGCACAGAGAAAUAGAAGUUAUUCACAACUUACAGAGAAGUCCAACUCCGUCUCCGCGUAGAAAUCACGCUCGUGUGAGUUUUACUCGCGAUGGGUUUGUCAUGAAUCUGCUAGCAACUGCUCCAGACUUUGAGUUGUUAUCGCCGCGGCCGCUAUCGUUGCUAAGAAGACACUACGACUGGGAGGAUCUGAACAUACUCCCUCGACAUACCAUCGAUCAGUUACAUAAUACGGAAAACUGGAUAGCUGCUGUGAAAGCUACAGAUCAACUCCACAGCACGUUGUUGAAUGAAGAAAAUGUGAAAAGAGUAGAGCCAGCGGCUAUGUCAUUGGUACAACACAUGUGGGCGCUAACUGACGAGGUGCCAGCAUCCCGUGCUCCAGCAGAGGGCGCUAUAUGCGCGGUAGUACGCUCAGCUAGUUCCGACUGUAUAAGAAUGAUACUACCCUCACUAAUAUCCAGACUCUCAAAAGAAACCCCACCAGCGGCUCUCCCACAUGCGCUGUUACAACGUAUAGCCCUUCAUCAUUUGGUGGAACUGAUAUUUGAACCUGACAUUUUUGAGGAAUCAAACAUUAACAAUACAGAAGAGAGUCAGAUACGUGCGGCGUUGUGUCUGUCACGAGCGGCCGGGCCGGCGGCAGUUCUGGCAGCUGUUAGAAGAAAACUAACAGCAUCCGAACGUGAUGCCUUUUGUAAUAAGCUUCGGGAGCGGUUAAAUAAACCCGCGGAUAACGUCAGGACGAACCACGAAGCGAGAACAUCACAUCUACCUGUGCCGACACGUCGGAGGGCGCGUUCGACUCCCCCCGCGGCACCUCCGCCCCGUCCUCGGAGGCUUCGCCCUUUGCCUGACUCAGCUCCCUUACCUGGUAUCUCGCCACCAGCAAGAGAUAUUGUACUGGAACCCUUUGUUGCGGUUCAUCGAGAUUCGGGCAAUAACGAAGAGAAGCAAGAAAAAGAAGAAACUGAAAAUGAAAAUGAAAAAGAAACCGAAAAACUAUUUACAACUGAAACUGGUAAUGAUAAAAAUGAAGAAGAGAAUGUACAGCGAUCUCGGACACCCUCGAUACAGAUUGAAGAUAUUUCUGAAAAGUCUAUUGCAUCUUCAGAGACAGCUGCGGAAACAUCGUCUGUUAAAUCCAUAAUAAAAGAAACUCAAGAAAAUUCUCAUCAUGAUACUGAGCGGAGUCCAGAAACUAAAUCAGCAAGUGCAAAAUCAUCACCAGGAGCAACAACUCCAUCCAAAAACAGCGUUACAUCAAAUAUUUCCUCAGCUUCGAUGAGAUCUCAGAAUGCCACACCGGAACCACCAAGUCUAGUAAUAGAAAAGCCACCCGACCGUGACGUUCGUACCUCCUUAGCAGAAUGCAUGAUACCAGCGCGGCAUGAGGACUGGGAAACGAUAGUGUCAAGUCUUAUUGAAACCGAAAGACUGGCAAAAGACGAAAUCGCCAGAGCUCCAGCCGCUAGCUGGAGGGCAGCGACUCGCAGUGUCGCUGCUCACGUUCGAUCAUUAAGAUCCAGAGUGGCUAGAGCCGCUUGUUCAACAAUGGGUGCUUUAUUUGAGAAUCGAGGAAGAUGUCUAGAUCCAGAGUUGGAAGAAGCCACCAGUGCUUUAUUGGAAAGAUGUGCUGAUGUUAAUCGGUUUCUCAGAGCCGACGCAACCACGGCGCUUGGACGAGUCGCUUGUGGUGGCAAUUGUGCUCGUGCUGGCGUAGCGCUCGUUAGAAGAGGGGCUUCUCACAGAGCCGGACCAGUACGCGCUGCAGCUGCACAAGCACUCACAAAACUAGUUAGACAACAAGGCUCCUCUCGUAUACUAGAUCUACCCAUAGAACCUCGUGUUGUAAUUUUGCGUGCUGCUGGAGAAUUGCUAGGAGAUGCAAGUCCUGAAGCCCGGUUACAUGCAAAGCACCUCUGUCUCGCACUUUCAGAAGAUGUGCGUUUCCGGCAAAUGCUAAAGGACGCUAUGCCACUCAGCCGAUAUCGAGCGAUAGAAAAAUAUGUAGAUAAAUUGCGUUGCCGGUAACUUAUCUAAAUUUUGCUAUAUUUAAAUUUACUUUAUUUUUGUUUUGUUGUAUAUUGUGAGAUUAAGCUUGUGGAUGUAAAAUUUACGUUGAACGCGAAUGCCCUAAGGAAUAUUUCCAUAAAAAUAUUUUAAGGAAAUCUUCUUGUCUAAAAGUAAUAUGUAUACAAUGUAGUAUUUAUAUACAGAUUACAUAAAUUGAAUAGGUAAUAACUUUUUAUUAAAAACUGACUGAACUGAAGCAAAAUAUUUUUACUUAAAAUAUAUAUAUGUUUGUGAGGUAUAAUAAGUACAUUCUUUUUUUUUACACUUUUUAUAUCUGAAAAAGAUUUCGAAGUUUUCAUUAUAAACAAUAAAUAUUAACCAUGUAUUUUUUAUUACCUGUCUUAUUAUUAGCAAAUGAGACAAAUGGAUGCUGGAUCAUUUAUCGCUAAAUGUAUAAAAUACUAGUUAAUUAUAACCUGAUGACAGGAUAUUUUUAUAACAAAAGAUAAUCAAGUAAUUACAGAUUAUAUGACCAUUUCUUUCGUAUAUAAUAAUUCAAAAAUGGUAUUAAUUUAUAAAAUGUUAUAAGUAUAUUAUAUAAAACUGCACUACUAAUUACGUGUACGUAAAUACAUUGAUGUUUUAUAUGUGAAUAGUAAGAAAUUAUUUGGAUAAAUAAUAUUUGUUAUCCUCCAUAGUGAGAGAUUUUUAUAAAUCAAGUUUGUCUACAUUUGUUCGUUGUCAUUCAAUAAAUGUAUGUAGAUAA